GUUCAAAGAACGGUCCUCACUUGAAGAACCAACCAGCCGGAGUGAGGAGGGGGAACGAAAUGGAUAAAAACAAGAUUUCAGGUUCACGGGAGGUCAUAUGACACAAAUAGCAACUGUCGACUAGAGUUCACUCACCUUAUCCAAACACUAGAUGGAGCUAUGUUUAAAGCGCACAGGAGGACUCAAGCGCACUCUACUCUUGUGCAGGCCCUUGGCUCAUUCGCGCUACAGAUCAACACACCCCCUGGCAGAUCCGGUCUCUUUCGUUUUCAUUUCCCGGAAGGAUACUUUUAAUAUUUCAUUCGACCUACCGAGCAAUUACAAAGAGUUGCCGAUUUAAAAGCACUCAAGCUCGCCUCGAAUAGAAUCAAAAGUUCCAUUUUAUGCUUUUUUACAACUACAGUCAACUUUUUUGACCCCCAGUCAAAAGGUUAGUCCCAAGGAUUUGGAGGGCUUUUAGGACUCAGGUAGGUUACUGCAUAAUGACUGACGGCUCCUCUCCGCCUCCUUUGAUCAAGCAUGACUGCAAUGGCAACAGAGCCCCUGUUUAUCCCUCAGCCCUGAUGUCCACCAAUACUAACACAGCCUCACUAUACUCCACUGCCCCAGAUGAACUCUGCAAACUGCCCGGGAGACUCCGGAUAAACCCAUCUCUGUGGGAUAAAGAUGAUGUCAAUCAUUGGCUACGAUGGGCUCAGAGAGAAUAUUCCUUACGAAAGACAGAUCAUGACAAGUUUGAGAUGAAUGGCAAAGCCCUCUGUCUCCUUACUAAAGAGGACUUCCGCCUCCGCUGCCCAAGUUCAGGUGAUGUGUUGUAUGAAUUACUACAGUAUGUGAAACAACAGAGGCGUGGGGUGGUUAGUCAGCCCAGCUCUAAAAUUCCCAUCAGUUCUGGCCCUCAGCUACCCCAGUCACAAGUUCCAGAGCCCACUACAGCUUCCUCUGGCUCCACUAACCGGUCUAUACCUCCAGCUUCCUCUGGCUCCACUAACCGGUCUAUACCUGCAUGUCCAUUCAACCCUCAUGCCAAAGGGCCUGGGAAUCCAAGUCACUACCAAGAGAUCAGGGUGCACCCAUCUACCCAACACUACCCUCACACCACACACACAGAUCUCAGAGGUCUUCCUCACCAUCCUGAGGAGGCACAGUACCCACCAUCCACAGCUGGGUCUUUUUCCACACACUCCACCGAAUCAAUGGGCAUCAAUGAUAAAGAUGAACCCCUCAAUCUGUGCAGCAGAGCAGAGCGCUCCAGAAGUCCCCCUCGGCAAGCUGAGGCCAACGGAAAGAUUGCAGACUGCAGGCUCCUGUGGGACUAUGUUUACCAUCUGUUAUCAGACACACGCUAUGAGUCCUAUAUCCGCUGGGAGGACCCAGAGUCUAUGGUGUUCAGAAUAGUGGAUCCAAACGGGCUGGCUCGGCUCUGGGGAAACCAUAAGAACCGAGCAAACAUGACUUAUGAGAAAAUGUCCAGAGCUCUUCGGCAUUAUUAUAAACUCAACAUAAUCAAGAAAGAGACUGGACAGAGGCUGCUCUUUCGCUUUCUGAAGAAGCCAGAGGAGAUUAUUCAAAGCAGAUCAGACAAAACAGAUGCAAUGGACUGUCCUGAUAGUCCAGCAUCUCCAGAGUACAGAGAGGACAGUCUGGAGGUAUCACCAGACUCCAGCCCAGAACCAAAAACAGCUGGACCAGAACUAACCCUAAGGGUCUCCCCAACACCCUGAAUCUGAUACAAACUACCAUGAGCUGGAGCAUUUGGUAAUUACACACAGAAUGAAAGAUCUGUGAUGGACAGACAUGAGACUAUUUGAAGAAGAGAUGAUUCAAAGGAUAUAUAAGCAGGAUCUUAAACAGGACUUUGGUAACAGGCUCUGUGAAUGUUUUUUCUACUGUAAAUCCAGAAUGACACUAACCUCCAGGAACAUAGCAUUAUUGUGUCAAAGCAAUGUGAUUAUUCUAAUUGAGAAGAUUGCUUUUACUGAGUUCUCAGAAUUCUCUCAGGAUUUUGGUAGAAAAUGCUAGUAUAAUUUGAAUAUGAGAUUCUAACAUUACAGGUUCUUAUGGCUUUUCUAUGAUUACACAUUGAUUUUUGGAUGUAAAUGGUGGGAUUCGAAGAAUUGUGCAGAACAGAGCAUUUUGUAGUUUUCCAGUGCAGUUUCAUUGUAAAGAAAAAAUGUUAAUUUUUAUAUGUACAUUUGUACUCUGUUAACUUUAUUGUAUUUGACAACAUGUGAAUUAAAAAGGUGGU
Molecule: messenger RNA, 2248 nt
Organism: Chanos chanos (milkfish)
Lineage: Eukaryota; Metazoa; Chordata; Actinopteri; Gonorynchiformes; Chanidae
Gene: etv7
Product: ETS variant transcription factor 7
Exons: 11
Coding region: 483-1724 (413 amino acids)
Biological process (GO): regulation of transcription by RNA polymerase II; cell differentiation
Cellular component (GO): nucleus
Molecular function (GO): DNA-binding transcription factor activity, RNA polymerase II-specific; sequence-specific DNA binding
Source: RefSeq, a predicted model, not a curated record